Messenger RNA from Lampris incognitus (smalleye Pacific opah), 2475 nucleotides. RefSeq names its product E3 ubiquitin-protein ligase TRIM62-like. Gene Ontology annotation, molecular function: zinc ion binding; protein binding. Lineage: Eukaryota; Metazoa; Chordata; Actinopteri; Lampriformes; Lampridae. The record is from RefSeq and is a predicted model, not a curated record. The transcript has 6 exons. Bases 160 to 1587 code for a protein of 475 amino acids. Gene Ontology annotation, biological process: positive regulation of canonical NF-kappaB signal transduction; innate immune response.
GCUGCUGAUGUCGGGGAGGGGAGUGGGAUCGCCGAGAGGUUGAAGAAGUGAACUCCCGUGAUUCUUAAGCCGCUGGGAACCAAGUUAAAGAAUAAAGCCAACUACAUCCCGCUCCAGAACAUUGUUAUCUUAGAUGCGGCAUAGUCUCUGUAUUUGCAAAUGGCUUGCUGUCUGAAGGAUGAGCUCCUUUGUUCUAUUUGCCUGAGCAUCUACCAAGAUCCUGUUAGUUUUGGUUGUGAACACUACUUCUGCCGAAAGUGCAUCACUGAGCACUGGAGUAGACAAGAAACUCACGGGCCGCGGGACUGCCCUGAGUGCCGGAGGACCUUCACCGACCCCCUGCUCUCUCCGAGUCUCAAGUUGUCUAACAUUGUAGAGCGCUACUCGGCCUUUCCGCUGGACGCCAUCCUCAACGCACAAAGAAGCUCUUAUCCCUGCAAGGACCACGAGAAGGUCAAGCUCUUCUGCCUCAGCGACAAAAGCCUUGUGUGCUUCUUCUGUGACGAGCCAGCGCUACAUGAACAGCACCAAGUGACCACGAUUGACGAGGCUUACGAGGAGAUUCAGAGGGAGAUGAAGGAGCAGCUGGCUACUCUGCAAGACAGUGAGAAGGGACACACCGAGGCCCUACAGCUGCUGCAGAGACAACUCACCGAGACCAAGUCCUCAGCUAAGAGUCUGCGUGCGACCAUAGGUGACGCAUUUGAGCGCCUUCAUCGGUUCCUGCGUGAGCGCCAGAAAAGCAUGCUGGAGGAGCUGGAGAUGGACACGGCGCGCAAGCUGUCCGACAUCGAGCACAAGAUCCAGCGUUACAGUCAGCAGCUGCGCGACGUCAAGGAGGGCAUCCAGAUCCUGCAAGAGCGUCUCAACGAGACUGGGCGCCACGACUUCCUGGAGGGGGUGGCCCUCACUUCCGAGAGGAUAAAGGGGAAGAUACAUGAGACCAAUCUGACAUAUGAAGAUUUUCCUACGUCCAAGUACAUGGGGCCCUUACAGUACACAAUAUGGAAGUCCCUGUUCCAGGAUAUAUCCCCAGUGCCAGCGGCUCUGACCCUUGAUCCCAUCACAGCCCACCAGAGACUCAUCCUGUCAGACGACUGCACCAUCGUGGCGUACGGGAACCUACACCCCCAGCCCCUCCAGGACUCCCCGCGGCGCUUCGACGUGGAGGUGUCGGUCCUGGGAGCCGAGGGCUUUUGCUCAGGCGUGCACUACUGGGAGGUGAUGGUGUCCGAGAAGACUCAGUGGAUGAUUGGCGUGGCCAACGAGACGGUGAGCCGCAAAGGCAGCAUCCAGAUCCAGCCCAGCCGCGGCUUCUACUGCAUCGUCAUGCAUGAUGGCAACCAGUACAGCGCCUGCACCGAGCCCUGGACCCGCCUCAAUGUCAAGAGCAAGCUGGAGAAGGUGGGGGUGUACCUGGACUACCCCAAGGGUCUGCUGGUCUUCUACAAUGCAGAUGACAUGUCCUGGCUCUACACCUACCGAGAGAAGUUCCCCGCCAAGCUGUACCCUUACUUCAGCCCCGGCCAGAGCCACGCCAAUGGCAAAAACGUGCAGCCGCUAAGAAUCAACACUGUACGCCUAUAAGAGCCGAAUGUGUGGCGAUGCGCACACACACACACACACACACACACACACACACACACACACACACACACACACACACACACAUCUGUGGUUGUGAUCAUUCUUCCUCCUCCUGAAGGACGUCCCUGUCAGAGAUCAAUCCACAGGACUACUAGUUUAAAAAGUUUAAGAAAAAUUAAGAAAUAUUGAGCAGGGUGUUGUAAUUGUUCAUUUCAAUCAGUUUGGUGUUUAGAAUUGUGUGCUGCCACUCCCAUUAUCAGCCCCCCCCCUUUUUUUUCGGUUUGUUUUUUCAGGCCCCUUGGAAUUGACUGUACAAUGUGUCAUCCACCCGAGCCUCAUUUGGCUCCGUCUAAUUAAAAAGCUGAUAAGACUAAUGGAGAGAAGGCGACCCCUGGGCUCCCUUUGGGUCUGUGUCAUAUAUAUAACCAUGAAAAGGAUUGCCCUGUCUUUAGUGAUUGUUUCAGGCCCACCUUGCACAGUCCCAGGGGCACUGCUCUCCUUAUCAGGCUUGUCAGACACAUUGGCUCCACUCUGUUGCAGCAAGGCGACGCUGAGGACUGGCCACUUAUCUUCUCUGUGCUGUGCUCCGUGCUGUGCUGUGCUGUUCUUGGCUUGGCCCGUGUUUGCCGAACAUGUCGGACAGCACUCUCGGCCGCCAUUGCUCCCUCUCAAAGUUUCAGCAGAUCAGACCGAGCUUGUCAAGUCUGUUGAUGCACUUCACCUCUGUGCGCGCGUGUGUGUGUGUGUGCGUGUGUGUGUGCGGUGACACCCUUUACUAUGGAACCCCCCAAGUGGUCACAUCAUAUUUUUUUCUAGUUUGUGCGCUCGUUUUACUAAAUCGCUUGUCCUUGGAGUUCAGUAAUGUUGGAAAUAUAUUCACAGAUUCAA